This is a messenger RNA of Felis catus (domestic cat), 5158 nucleotides long. RefSeq names its product ring finger protein 111 (gene RNF111). The record is from RefSeq and is a predicted model, not a curated record. Gene Ontology annotation, biological process: positive regulation of transforming growth factor beta receptor signaling pathway; ubiquitin-dependent protein catabolic process; positive regulation of DNA-templated transcription. Gene Ontology annotation, cellular component: cytoplasm; nucleus. Lineage: Eukaryota; Metazoa; Chordata; Mammalia; Carnivora; Felidae. The transcript is spliced from 16 exons. Bases 565 to 3633 code for a protein of 1022 amino acids. Gene Ontology annotation, molecular function: ubiquitin protein ligase activity; SMAD binding; SUMO polymer binding.
CUGAGUGUCGUGCUCGCUCGGUAGAGGAGGGAUUGGUUAGGCGGCGGCAGCGGCGGCGGCAGGAGAACAGCAGCAGUGGCGGCGACGGUGGCGAGGUGUUCGGUCUGCGCAGCACAGAAACGCCCGCAGCUUCAGGGAAGGAGUUCUUGUGGGAUCAAAUCAGGCGUUCUGAACCCAGGCCGGGUGAACUGGGCCGAACCAGGCGCUGCCGCUCGUACUGUUUGGUGGCGGUGACAGACGCAGCUCUUGACUAUAGGGGCCUAUUAGGCCGAGAUCUGAAAGCCCAGAUCACUGGCUCUCGACGCAUCCUCUUCCCCUCUUCCAUCUGCUGUCUUCCUUCCUGGGCCAGUGAUUCCCGGACUCUGGGAAAAGGGUAGCUAAUGAUUAAGAAACCUGUAAUCGUUCAGUUAAAGUCCAGAAUUGCGUUUGAAUGCCUUACACCUCUGUUCUUUCUUUCCUGAUCCCACCGAUUCUUGGUAACAGCUGACCCAGGUUUCUACAGAUUUCCUCAAGGCUGGGCAGUUGUUGGCGAGGAUCAUCAGUUUUGCUUUGCCAUGUCCGAUCAUGUUCAGCUGCUUGUACCCCAGUACAUACUUCCACUUUUCGCCUCCCUUAAAGUUUCCCAUGUCUCAAUGGACUCCUGAAUAUAACAAGCUCUAUACCUUAAAAGUGGAUAUGAAGAGUGAGAUUCCUUCUGAUGCGCCAAAGACACAGGAGAGUCUGAAAGGGAUCCUCUUGCAUCCACAGCCCAUUGGGGCAGCCAAAAGUUUUCCUGCAGGAGUUGAGAUGAUUAACAGUAAAGUGGGGAAUGAAUUCUCUCAUUUGUGUGAUGAUUCUCAAAAACAAGAGAAGGACAUGAAUGGUAACCAACAAGAGCAAGAAAAAAGUGUUGUUGUGAGGAAAAAACGCAAAAGCCAGCAGGCUGGCCCUUCUUACAUGCAAAACUGUGUUAAAGAGAACCAGGGAAUAUUAGGAUUGAGGCAACACCUAGAAACACCAAGCGAUGAAGAUAAUGAUUCCUCUUUUAGUGAUUGUCUUUCUUCUCCUUCAUCUAGUCUGCAUUUUGGAGAUUCUGACACUGUGACUUCAGAUGAGGAUAAAGAAGUCUCUGUAAGACAUUCCCAGGCAAUUUUGAGUGCUAAAAGUAGAACUCAUAGUGCACGGUCCCAAAAGUGGCCUCGGACAGAGACAGAAUCUGUUUCAGGAUUGUUAAUGAAAAGACCCUGUUUUCAUAGCAGUUCAUUAAGGAGACUUCCAUGCAGAAAGAGAUUUGUGAAAAAUAAUUCCUCACAGAGGACACAGAAACAAAAAGAGAGGAUAUUAAUGCAGAGGAAAAAACGAGAAGUAUUAGCCCGAAGAAAAUACGCGUUGCUCCCCAGUUCUAGUAGUUCCAGUGAGAAUGACCUCAGCAGCGAAUCCUCUUCCAGCUCAUCAACUGAAGGAGAAGAAGAUUUGUUUGUUUCUACCAGUGAAAACCACCAAAACAAUCCAACUGUUCCCUCAGGAAGUAUUGAUGAAGAUGUUGUGGUGAUAGAAGCUUCCUCCACUCCCCAGGUCACUGCCAAUGAAGAAAUUAAUGUUACCUCAACUGACAGUGAGGUGGAGAUUGUAACAGUUGGAGAAAGCUAUCGGUCUCGUUCAACUCUUGGACACUCCAGAUCUCAUUGGAGCCAAGGUUCAAAUUCUCAUACAAGUCGGCCACAGGAGCCACGGAACCGCAGUAGGAUCUCUACUGUUAUUCAACCCUUGAGGCAAAAUGCAGCAGAAGUUGUGGACCUUACUGUUGAUGAAGAUGAACCUACUGUAGUACCAACCACUUCUGCAAGAAUGGAAUCACAAACCACAAGCACUUCCAUUAACAAUUCAAAUCCAUCUACCUCUGAGCAGGCCUCUGAUACUGCUUCAGCUGUCACUGGUAGUCAACCCCCCACAGUGUCAGAGACUUCAGCUACUCUUACAAGCAAUAGCAUGACUGGUACUUCCAUAGGAGAUGACUCAAGGAGAACUGCAUCUAGUGCUGUAACAGAAGCUGGCCCUCCUGCAAUGCCAAGGUUACCUUCCUGCUGUCCCCAGCACUCACCAUGUGGAGGGUCGUCACAGAAUCACCAUGCAUUAGGACAUCCACACACAAGUUGCUUUCAGCAGCAUGGCCACCAUUUUCAGCAUCAUCACCACCACCAUCAUACUCCCCACCCGGCUGUCCCUGUUUCUCCCUCCUUUAGUGAUCCUACUUGCCCUGUGGAAAGACCUCCACAAGUACAAGCACCUUGUGGAGCCAAUAGUAGUUCUGGUACCAGCUAUCAUGACCAGCAGGCAUUGCCAGUAGACCUGAGCAACAAUGGUAUCAGAAGUCAUGGAAGUGGUGGUUUUCAUGGAGCGUCUGCAUUUGACCCCUGCUGCCCUGUUUCUUCUUCCCGAGCUGCAAUCUUUGGCCAUCAGGCUGCUGCUGCUGCCCCGAGUCAGCCAUUAUCCAUAGACGGCUAUGGAUCAAGCAUGGUUGCGCAGCCCCAGCCCCAGCCCCCUCCACAAGCCUCACUGUCAUCAUGUCGACAUUAUAUGCCACCUCCUUAUGCCUCCUUGACAAGACCACUUCAUCAUCAAGCCUCUGCCUGUCCCCACUCUCAUGGAAACCCUCCUCCUCAGACUCAGCCUCCACCUCAAGUGGAUUAUGUUAUUCCUCAUCCUGUACAUGCUUUCCAUUCUCAGAUAUCUUCUCAUGCAACAUCUCACCCUGUGGCACCCCCACCCCCGACUCAUUUAGCCAGUACAGCUGCACCAAUCCCUCAGCAUCUUCCUCCCACACACCAGCCAAUCUCACACCACAUCCCAGCCGCGGCACCUGCAGCACAGAGACUGCAUCCUCAUGAAGUGAUGCAGAGGAUGGAAGUUCAAAGGAGGAGGAUGAUGCAGCAUCCAACUGGUCUUUUUGUGUUCUGUGUUUCCAGGCGGGCACAUGAACGGCCCCCACCCCAUCCACAUAGGAUGCACCCAAACUAUGGUCAUGGGCAUCAUAUUCAUGUGCCUCAGACUAUGUCCUCACAUCCUCGACAGGCUCCAGAGAGAUCUGCCUGGGAGCUGGGGAUUGAAGCUGGAGUGACUGCGGCCACUUACACGCCUGGAGCGCUGCACCCUCACUUGGCCCAUUACCAUGCGCCACCUCGACUUCACCACUUACAACUAGGAGCUCUUCCUUUAAUGGUUCCUGACAUGGCAGGCUACCCUCAUAUUCGUUACAUUUCAUCAGGAUUGGAUGGAACAUCAUUCAGAGGUCCUUUCAGGGGCAAUUUUGAGGAACUGAUUCAUUUGGAAGAAAGAUUAGGAAAUGUGAAUCGUGGUGCAUCCCAGGGGACAAUUGAAAGAUGUACAUAUCCACAUAAAUACAAAAAGGUAACAACUGAUUGGUUCUCACAGAGGAAACUGCACUGCAAACAAGAUGGGGAAGAAGGGACUGAGGAAGACACAGAGGAAAAAUGUACUAUCUGUUUGUCUAUUUUAGAGGAAGGUGAAGAUGUGAGGCGCCUUCCCUGUAUGCACCUUUUCCACCAAGUGUGUGUUGACCAGUGGUUGAUCACCAAUAAGAAGUGCCCCAUAUGCAGAGUGGACAUUGAGGCCCAGCUGCCAAGUGAAAGUUGACACCAUGUCUCAGAACUCUUGCCCUCCCUCUCAUUCCCAUCCUCCUGGUACUGCAGUCAACCAAAGAUGGCGUGACUUACCUGCGCAGAUUUGGAAGCCUUGAACUUAGAGUGCGGCUCUGCUAUAUGGUACAACUAAUGCUAGACCUACAGUUUAUGUAUACAGUUGAGUUUGAUGUAUUUAUAAAAGCUUUUUUUUUUCUAGGUUUGACAUUUUUCCUGUAUCAUUUUACUGUAUUUUUGCAUGGUUCCUUGUAUUGCAUUUCUUUGCACAUAUUAUGGGCUUGUGACCCUAAACUUGCAGGCAAGAUUAGCUGCUUUAGUAAGUAGAAUUUUGUGGUCUUUUUGUUUUUUACAUAGUACCAGGUCUUGAGAAUUAUGAAUUUUUUUUAUCCAUUACUAACCUUUAAUUUAAUCAAUCAUGUGCUUUAGUUUAAUGUAUAAAGAUCCUCUAGAAAAUGAUAAUAUUGUGUAUUAAGACAUUCCUUAAUUAGGACAAAAUGGCUGCUGUAUAUUUACAAUAUGGAGUUCUGAGUUAAAUACCAUCCUUAAUACUGGGAACAGAAUACAAACCAUAUUCAAUCAGAUGCAGGUGGUAUUCACAUCACCAGAGUGAUCAAUAGACAUGUUCUUGGUGUAUCCUUUUCCUUUCAGCACAACGCAGAUAGAGUUGAAUAUUGAUAUCAUACAUAUAGACUGCUGUUCUGAUUGUAUUUAUCUUUUUCCUACAUAAUUUAGAACUUUAUUUCCCUGAUUCAGUUUUUGCUGCUGUGAAACAGCUCUGAUGAACACUAAAUAUUAAUUUCAAUUAGCUGGAUUGUACAUACUUGCAGAUUUAACAAAAUUUUAGGGAAAUUGAAGAAGACAUGUAGAAUUUUGUUCAGUCUUCUGCUAAGCACGUUACAGUAACGAUAUCUGCUUAACAUUGAUUUUGUAAUAAACACAUUCAGUCAGGAGUUAGAAUUGCAGUCAUUGGCAGGUAUCUAUGCAUUCAUAGAACUUCUAAAGGUCCCAGGAUCACUUUUAAGGGAUUUUAUUAGUUUAAAGAUAAAUAAAGUCAGCUGAAUCUACAUGUCUCUUGUUUUAUUUCUCUUUAAACUUGAAAACAGUAAAUCUGCAGAUACUGUGAGGCACAAACCUACUGUUGCUCUGGUUUUAGACGCCCACUUCAUACAUUACCAAGAGUCGAUCACUGAUUUAAAAAUUUUAAUUUCUAUAGUUAAGAUUUACUGCAUAAUAUAGAAUAUAAAGUUAAGUUAACGUACUAACAUUUCUCCUUUGGAGAAAGUUUUAAUCCACUUCAGGAUGCAUAUUAUCAAGAUACUUUCAUAUACAGGAUAGCCUAAUUUUAUUUGUCUAAAUAUGCUUAAUAUGCCCCAGAUUGCAAAUGCAUCAGUCAGUAACGUCACUGUCUGUAUGUGGAAGACAUGUUCCCAUGGAUCAUAUGUGAAGAUGUCAAUAAGCUUGCAUUAAGCCACCUGCUUUGUAAGUGGAUUGAUUAAUAAAUAACUUAUAUUUCUAUUGUC